AUGCAGUUAGUGGAAUUUCAUCUUGAAAGACUACGAGACACAAUAAUGGCAAACUGGGCGGCUAUUGGUUCAAUCGUUCUCCCCAAUGUUGGCGGUUGGGCCAAUGGAAUGUACUUUGCGGGUCAAAUCCGUAAAGGAGAAGACAAGUCAUGGUACGAUAACCUCAACAAACCCUCAUGGAAUCCUCCCAAGUACGUGUUUGGGCCAGCAUGGACCGUGCUGUAUAGCAGCAUGGGUUACGCUUCGUAUUUGGUGUAUGAAGAGUGCGGAGGAUUUACUGAUGAAGCGGUACUACCAUUGGCUCUGUAUGGUGGUCAGCUCCUCCUCAAUUGGGCGUGGACACCCAUCUUCUUCGGUCUCAAGGACUUUAAACUGGCGUUAAUUGAGAUCUCAGUGCUGACGGGUGCAGCAACAGCCACGGCGAUAUCCUUCGCGUCCCUCACUCACCUACUACAUUUGGAAGAACAACCCCAAGGUCGAGGUCCGCGAGGUCAAGGACGAGAAGAGCCAGUGAAGAUAUUCAACACAACACUUAACUAA
Molecule: messenger RNA, 540 nt
Organism: Arctia plantaginis
Lineage: Eukaryota; Metazoa; Arthropoda; Insecta; Lepidoptera; Erebidae
Source: the annotation of a GenBank genome assembly